GCGGAACAAAAUAACGUUGCCUGUGUUGUAGCCCGACCUCGAUAUUUGUGUCACAGGAAGCGCGCUACACGGAAGUUGUAUUUUCUUUGUGUUUCUCCCUUUAGCGUCGUUUUACAUAAAGAAAGUAACACGUUAUCUUAGUUAUGCACGAAGUUUUAGAGUUUUAUUGACCGCGGGGUAUCACUAAGCAACGGAGCUGUGUAUACGUGUCUGUAUUUGCCUGGUUUGAUGAUGGGCGAGCGGGUUAUUUUGCAGAGAGUUUGUUAACCCCGGUCAGAAAGCUAGCGUGUUAGCCGCGUCUGUGCACUACUGUGAGCUGAGCAGAACGACGCAGCUGCGGGAUCAGACAAAUUAAAAAAACCUACUUACGUUAACUGUUGUCUAUCUACCAGCGAUAACCAAAACGGAGAAAAUGCACCGAACACGCGAAUCCACCUCAUGAUCUCUGCAAUAGAGAUCUUCUUCAGGUGUAGGAAUGGACGAGCAGAAAUCAAACUGCGAAGAAAAUGAUUCAGAAACUGCAGCUGAUGAUGGGACCUCUGCAAAGGAGAGCAUCCAAUCUGAGGGGGAACUGAGUGCCCCUGUUGCUGCAGAGGACAUCUCAGGCACUACUGUGGACACUUCCAGCUCAUCAUUGGAUACUGUCAGGGCUUGUGCUCUGUGUAACUGUGUGGAGCGUAGUCUGCAUGGACAGCGGGAGCUCCGGUGUUUUGGACCCUCUUCCGAUCGGCCCAGCUUGGAGCUCUCUGUCUCCUCUUUGCCAGCAGCUGGAAAUGAUGACCUGUCUUCCAUUGGAUUCUCUGAAUCCACCUGUCUGGCAUCUCUCUUUGAUGACACGGGGAGCUGCUGGGUUCACCACUGGUGUGCCGUGUGGUCUGAGGGAGUGGAGCAGACUGAGGGUGAGGUGCUGAUAAACGUGGAUAAGGCAGUCAUCUCAGGGAUACAGCGGCCAUGUGAUUAUUGUAAAAGGAUGGGUGCUACCAUCCGGUGCCGGGCCGAAGGCUGCUCACGGUUCUACCACUUCCCCUGCUCGGCUGCGAGUGGAUCAUUCCAGUCCAUGAAGCAGCUGGCGCUCCUCUGUCCAGAGCACAUAGACAAGGCCGAGGAGAUUGCCGGAGAGGAAGCACGGUGUGCAGUGUGUGACUCCAUUGGGGAACUGUCGGGUCUGCUAUACUGUACAGGCUGUGGGCAGCACUAUCAUGAUGCCUGUCUUGAGAUCAGUGCCACACCACUUCAGCGGUCAGGUUGGCAGUGUCCCGAGUGCAAGGUGUGCCAGACCUGCAGGCAACCAGGGGAGGAUUCGAAGAUGCUGGUUUGUGAUGCUUGUGACAAGGGCUACCACACCUUCUGUCUACUGCCAGCCAUAGACUCUGUGCCCCCUGAUUCAUGGAAGUGCAAACGGUGCCGUGUGUGUAUUGACUGUGGCAUGCGAGGGCUAAAGCUUCCUGGCUCUGAACAGUGGUUUGAGAGCUACACAGUAUGCGAGGGCUGCCAGCGCAAGCGCACCUCUGUCUGCGGCGUGUGCAGUAAGGCCACGGAGCCCUCUGUCUCCCUGCAACAUCGCUGUGCCAUCUGCCACAGAUGGGUACACAGUGAUUGUGCCUCUCUGUCAGGGUCUCCUGAUGAGAAAUGCAUCUGUGUGCUCUGCGAAGAAAUCCCAGAUGAGGCUCCGACCGAGUCUGAGGUGUUGUCGACGCAAGAAGAUGAGAAAGCUGAUUUAGAGCCAAUGGAGUUGGGGACAGAGCUUGAAGUGGUUGAAACGGCAGAAGUGAAAGAAAGCAUUAUGGAGGAGGAACUAUGGCCAGAAGGUGCUGAGGGCUCCACAGAGACUAAUGUGCACAGUGAGGUCUCUACAGAGCAGCAGGCCCCUUUAGCUACGGUUUCAGAGGUUGAUGGAAAAGAAAAAGAGGUGACAACUACCAUUGCAACAGUGGUUACAGAGGCCAUUGUGGAAAAAUCUGAGGAUACUCAGGACCCUCCUGUGAAGGAUAGCCCAGACAGUCCUGUACCGGACACUAUAGAGGAAGCCCAAACUGAUGUAGCUGAAACUAACAUAGAAAGGCAGGAGGAGUUGCAAGGGCAAGACCAUACUCUUCAGACAGAGACAGAGUCAAUCUGCACAGAGGAGACUACAGAAACAAACCCUCCAACAAGCCUGUGUUCUCAGUCUUCUCAAAUCACACUCCCUGUUUUGGAAGAAGCAGAGCCAGUUGUUAUGGACUUGGAGGAGGUGGGAUCUGAGGCACGGCAAGAGGAGGCGAUAGACCGGACUCCUCCCCCUGCUCCUCAGACUGAAAUGCCCCCUGCAUCUGACACUGAUGAUAGAAUGGGCCAGUCUGAGGAUGAAGAAGAGGAGGAUGAGCAGGGGGUGGAGGAAUCCUUAGAGGAGUCGCUCCUCAAAGAUGAGAGUCAGGGAGACGAUGACCAGUCCAGGAAGGAGAUGCAAGAGGAUAUGAAGCCAGAGCUGGUCCUCGAUGAGACAUCAAACAUUAGCCACGGUGACGAGAGCAGCAGCGGUUUUCUUGGCUCGCCGGCUGAGGCAGACUCUCAGAUGCUGUCCAUGGAACUCAGCCUGAUGCCAGCCGGCAGGUCUCGUUCUGAUUCGCUGCUAACCGAAACGGAGGACUCCAUGCCUUUUGAUCCACUGAAGCCCGAUGGAGAUAAAGUGAAGCGCAGGGGUUCUCCAGGACGCUCACGGGUAAAGCAGGGCAGAGGUAGUGGUUUCCCAGGGAAGCGGCGGCCACGUGGUGGUGGCAGUGGCAGUAGUAGUGGAAGAGGCCGUGGACGGUCGCGUCUCAAAGCAAUGGCCUCUUGCAUUGAUGCCUUUCUACAAACCAUGACUGCAGACACUGGACUUAGCAAAGAAGAAGAUGAGGAGGAAGAUGACACCAUGCAAAAUACUGUGGUACUUUUCUCCAACACUGAUAAGUUUGUCCUGCAGCAGGACAUGUGUGUAGUGUGUGGUAGUUUUGGACAGGGUGUGGAGGGCCAGCUUCUAGCCUGUGCUCAGUGUGCACAAUGUUAUCAUCCAUACUGUGUGAACAGCAAGAUCACCAAGAUGAUGUUGAGAAAAGGUUGGCGUUGUCUUGAGUGCAUUGUGUGCGAGGUGUGUGGGAAGGCUUCAGACCCUGCCCGUUUGCUGCUUUGUGACGACUGUGAUGUCAGCUAUCACACUUAUUGCUUGGACCCACCCUUACAGACUGUGCCCAAGGGAGGUUGGAAGUGCAAAUGGUGUGUGUGCUGUAUGCAGUGUGGUGCUAGCUCCCCUGGGUUCCACUGUGAGUGGCAAAAUAACUACAAUCACUGCGGCCCUUGUGCCAGCCUGGUAACCUGUCCUGUGUGUCGUGAGAACUUCAUGGAAGAGGAGCUGCUGCUUCAGUGCCAGCACUGUGACAGAUGGGUUCAUGCUGUAUGUGAGAGUCUUUACACUGAGGAUGAGGUUGAACAAGCAUCUGAUGAGGGCUUUGCCUGUACAGCCUGCACUCCAUAUGUCCCCAGGCCUGUUGUGGAGUAUCCUAUGAUGUCAGCCUUCAAAAUGAAAGAACCAGAGCCACAAUUUUAUCGUCUGGAGGGAGUCUGGCUAACAGAGACUGGCAUGUCUUUAUUGCGAGGCAUGUCCAUGUCACCCCUGCACAAACGCAGACAGCGCCGUUCCCGACUGGGCACCAUGUGUAUUGAUGAGUUGAAAGAAGGCGAUGCAGAUGGUGAUGAGGGGAAAGGAGGUGCAGAAGCGAUGGAAUGUGAGCCCAAGUUAGAAGCCCCUGGGAGCCCAGAUAGGGAAGGAGGAGUGGACAGAGAAACUGGGGCAGAUGGAGGUGUAGAGGGCAUGGCUGACUGUGAAACUCUCAAAGGAGGAGUAGAGGAGACUGAAGACGGGAAGAAGAGGAAGCGUAAACCAUACAGACCAGGGAUUGGAGGGUUCAUGGUCCGGCAAAGAAAGUGUCACACACGAAUGAGGAGGAGUCUGUCUGCCUCUGGGGAUGGUGUUCCUGAAGGUCAAGCAGCUGAAACAAAACUUGAGGAAGGACCUCAUCCAGACAUACCUCUUGAUGUCCCAGAGGCAAAAACAGCAGAGGGAGAGGGUGAGCAAGCCAAAAAGCGCAGGGGCAGAAAGAAGAGCAAGUUGGAGGACAUGUUUCCUGCAUACCUACAGGAGGCUUUCUUUGGCAAGACAUUACUUGAUCAGAGUAAGAGAGCUAUUCUUGCUCCUCCAACCCAAAGACAUACGCAGGGCGUUCUGAGACCUCCAAUCCCUGGGCUUGGUGCCAAAAAUACAGCUUCUGAACCAGUUGAGGCCACAGUCAGGCCGACUGGUCUGCCUGUGGAGCUAAAGCAAGAGGGUGAGGGAUCCAAGCCUCCAGGAGAUCGAGCAGCAGAAGGGCAAGGAGCAAGUGUGCUACUUUACAACAAAGAUCAGAGCUCAGGAGAUACACAUGGGUCUGAUGUUCAGAAGAAUGAAGAUCUCCCUCAGGGACUAGAAGGUCAGGACUCUCAGCAGUUUUUCCAGAAAGUACUUGGACCUACUGAGGGAUGUGCCACAAGUGGGCCUCUGCAGCCUAGCAUUAAGCCGGUUCAGGAGGGUGAUUCAAAUCAAAGUAGUUGCCCUCAAAGAAACCUUCUUGGUGCUUCCUUACCUGGCGCACUCCCCUCAACUGGUAUGAUGGACUCUUUUUCAGGUCUCUCCCAGUCCCCCUUUUUCGACAUACGUGAUCGAGGUGGUCUUUUCAGUCCAGACCAGGAUGAGGAAAGCCCAUGGGCAACACCAUCCACUCCAGCCACCCCUUCCACUCCUCCAACUCCUACUGAACAGGAAAGUGAUGGCCUCUCAUACAAUCAGCGCAGUCUGCAGCGUUGGGAGAAGGAUGAGGAAUUGGGAAAUCUAUCUACCAUCUCUCCUGUACUGUAUGCCAACAUGAACUUCCCUAGUCUCAAGCAGGACUACCCUGACUGGGCCAGUCGCUGUAAACAAAUAAUGAAGAUUUGGAGGAAGGUAUCAGCUGCAGACAAGGUUCCUUUUCUGCAAAAGGCCAAAGAUAAUAGAGCUGCUCAGAGAAUAAACAAGGCACAGAAGCAGGCAGAGAGUCAAGUAUGUCGGCCUAUCAAAACUGAGCCUGGCCGUAUUAAAGGCCAGCGCCCUAAUCUGCACCUCCAAAUUCCUCCAGCCUCAGGCUCUUUAUCCACUCCCUCACAGCCGAGCUCUGCUGAGAGUCCUUACCCUCUUGCUCCUGACUCUGCAUCUUCAGCCUUUUUUACUGAUGGACCCCUCAAGACUCCUUGCUCAGCUGAUGCACAGACAGACCCAUUUUCUAAACUUCCCUCUCAGUCUCCGCACCUUCAGUCUCAGCCAUCCACCCCAUACUCACAGCCUUCUUCCAGCCCCUUGCCGGCCUCUUCCUCAGGAUAUCCUUUGCCUGGCCCACAGGGUGCUACUCAGGGACGGCCAGCCAGCUUUGGCUCCCUUGACAUGCAACCAGGGACUCCUAGCAGGGCCCAGCAGGUUGACCCAUUCUUUAAACCACAACAGCAGAUCCCCAAACCUCAGCAGCCCUCUCAGGAGGCCUUAGGUCCACCUGAGAGUCCUCGACCUAGACCUGGUGGGCCUGGAGACUCGCAGAUGUUCUCACCGCCUCAUACAACCCAUUGUGGUGACCCUUACCAUGGCCAGCAUGGAGCUAGCCGACAAGAUCAUGUUUCAUCUCCAUCACCAUCUGCAAUAGCUUCUUCACCUGCUGGGGUGGGCCCAAAUAGGGCAGAAAUGAAUGCCCCAUCUCCACGUUCUUUUGGCCGGCAAGACCUAAGCUCUGGUUCUCCUGCUAGUUUGGACUCUGGAGAUGGGUUAUUCAAGGCCCCCAUGACCCCUCGUAUGCAUCAGGGGGAUGCAGGUGGAUUGUCUGUUUCACACCCUUCAGGUGCCUCUCCUAAUCAUCCUCCUGAGACCUACCGCCAAUCUCCCUCAACGUUUUCUGACCCUUACGCCCAGGCUCCCCUCACACCGCGACCUCAAUCUGGUGACGGCUCCUCUCCUCUACCCCAGAGACUUCCUGCGCCUCAGCAAGAAGCAUAUUCAAGAUUACCCUCCAGCCCUCAAUCGCAAGGCAGUUCUCAUUCACCUCUCACACCAGGAACCAUUUCCAAUGAUGUGCUUUCUGUGCAGUCACCAGCCACGCCACGCUUCCAGUCACCUGACCCUUACUCCCGUCCACCUUCACGACCUCAGUCCAGAGAUUCCUUCGCUUCAUUGCAUAAACCCCCCCGCCCAUCUUCUGUAGCACCAGAAGGUAACUCCCCCUUUAGAGGUUCACCUCAUCCUAGCCAGCAACCCCCCUGUUCACCCACAGUAGCAGAUCCGCUCUCUGGAAAACCCCCAUUCAGCUGCAGUCCUGGUGUAGGGCUUCAAAUGGGCCAGCAACAAGUAGUUGGCCAGCAGCAGAUGAUGACUCCUCAGCAAGCUCAGGUCCACCUCCCACAGCCACAGUCCCAGACACAACCAGUGGGUGCUGAAUUUAACUCAAGAAUAGCACUUCCACCUGGAAACCAAGAUACAGCUGUGAGAGCAACAGAUGCUCCACAUUUACCCAACUUGCCAGGGGUGCAGGAUAUGUCAGACCUGUCAAGUGGACAGGAUCCAGCUCUCAUGAACCUUAGUCCAUCUGAGUUAGAAAAGCACAGACAGAGACAACGAUUGAGAGAGUUUUUGAUAAGACAAAAAAUGCAGAGAAACUCACUUCGCCAAGAGAAGGAAGCACCUGUAGUGGGUAACCCUGGUCAGAGUUGGCCAGGUGGGGAAAUGCCGGCCUUUCAGCAAGACAAAAGCCAGCGUGCACCACCUCCUUACCCUCAGGACAGAGCUGUGGUUGCUCAGGCAGCCCUUGCCACCAGGAUGCCUCUGCCAGUGGGAGCAAUGGAUGAAAAGCUCUGCCGCCCACCUCCUUCAGGGACACCAGCAACUAUGGACCCCAGUGCAUUAAGGCAAGCUGGGCCCAAUAUUUCUCAGGGGAUGUAUCCUCGUCCACCAUUUCCUGCACAGUGGCAAAACCAAGGUGCUCCGCGGAGGUUCCCACAACCGUCUAUGAUGGAGGCAGUUCCCAGGCAGCACCUUAAUACUCCCAUCAACAAUCCUCUGAACGUGCAGUCCAUGCCGAAUAUGCCCAAUCCUUUGACUGGGGUUCCAGGCACAGGCACAGAGACCGUACAAAGCCAUGUGUCGGGAGCUCCACCUCAGUUUAUAGAGCUGAGGCAUAAUUCACAGAGGAUGCCACUGGGUCCUCAGUAUAUGCAAAGGGCGCCUAUACCUAGACCACGUAUGUUUCUUCCACAGCAGGAAAUGAAUGCUGCUUUUGUUCAGCAGAAUUUACCCCCAUCUCUGGAUGCUUCAGCAGAGGGAAUCCGUAAUCCCAGAAUUGGGUUACAGCAAGGUGGCAUGAACUUACUGAUGCAACAACAAAGCAAUGUACCCCCUUCUCAGUCUCAACUACAGACUCAGCAGGUGCCCACUACUACAUCCAAAACUCCCAUUUCUCACACUACUACUCAACAGCUUCCUCAAACAAGUAGAAUAGGAGGUCAGCAGACUGUUGUGAAUCCGGUUGACCUACCUGAGUCUGACCUAGGGCUAGGUGAUACAGUGGCAGAAACUGGAGUGGAGGAUGAUGAUCUUGCUACACUUGACCUGGAUCCUGAUAAAGGUGAUGAUGAUUUGGGAAACCUUGACAAUCUUGAGACCAAUGAUCCUCAUUUGGAUGAUCUGCUCAACAGUGAUGAAUUUGAUUUGCUGGCUUACACUGACCCUGAGCUUGAUCAGGGUGAUCCCAAAGAUGUUUUCUCUGACCAGUUGCGACUUGUAGAAGCAGAGGGGGAAGGACCAGGGUCUUCUGCUAAUGUAGAAAUCAAGGUUGAAGAGAAACCAAAAGUGCAUAUAGCUUCCAAGGACACGCACACAACUGCCACUCAACCACCUUUAAAGACUGAGAGUUCAUCUACCAGUACUCCAAAGGUAGAGUCUUCUGAUGCCAUUAGGCUGUCCUCUGUAAAACUUGAAGACAAGGGAUUGAUUGAACAACAACAGUCAGGACAAGCUCCUGUUAAAGAUGACAAUCAACCAGAGACUGCAACUGCUUCAUUGAACACCGUCCGUUUAGGUGGUAUACCUUUUCCUCUUCCCAGCCAGUCUUUUCCACCAACUGCACCACAUCCGGACCUGGGUGGUGAUCCACUUGGAUUGCCAGAUGCUGGCCACCACUCUACAGCAGAUGAUCUUGACAAAGUAGAAAGCUCACUGGAAGCGAGUGAAUUACCUUUGUUAAUACAAGACCUUUUGGAGCAUGAAAAGAAGGAGCUACAGAAACAACAACAGCAGCAGCAGUUAGGUACUCUACAAGGAGGGAUUGUUAGUCAACUUCACAGCAUUCAGAAUCAGCAACAGCCUGCUCAAGGGACAAAUCAAAUUAUGAUGCCACAGCACCACCAUCCAUCCCAAGGCAUAGUGCCUCAAGCAGGUAUGGUGCCCAGGCCACCUCACAUGUUACCACAACAGCAGCAGAGGUUAAUUGGUGCUGCAGUGCCUUCACCUCCCCAUGCAGCGAUGGGACAACAACAAGGCGUUUUACGGGGUGUGCAGCCUGGUAGAAUUCAUCCUGGUCUUACUCCACAGCAGCAGACAGCAACACCUACACAUAUUGUCAAACAGCAGAACUUGGCCAGCAACUUUUUCCCAGAUAAAGAUCUGGAAAAAUUCAUGACAGAUGACAUAAUGGAUCCUAUUGCAAAGGCUAAAAUGGUUGCGCUGAAAGGAAUUAAAAGGGUGUUGGCUCAAGAUCCUAUUGGUGUACAACCAGGAAUGAAUAGGCAACAAGUAUCUCUUUUGGCUCAGAGGCUAACCUCAGCCCCUGGAAAUGAGGAUUCCCAGGCACAGCUUGCACCUGGGUCUUCCAAGGAAGGAGAAGGCAGCAACCAGGUUCAAACAAGACCAAAUCCUCCACAAUUUGGCAUCAUCAAUGAUGCUGAGCAGCACCAAUAUGAAGAAUGGCUUGUGCACACCCAGCAGUUGCUGCAAAUGCAGUUGAAGUUCUUAGAAGAGCAAAUUGGAGCACAUCGUAAAUCCCGUAAAGCUCUGUGUGCUAAGCAGCGUACUGCAAAGAAAGCUGGACGUGAAUUUGCAGAAGCAGAUGCUGAAAAGCUCAAGCUGGUCACUGAGGAACAAAGUAAGAUCCAGAAACAGUUGGACCAGGUGCGUAAACAGCAAAAGGAGCACACCAAUCUUAUUGCAGAGUACCGAAGCAAGCAACAGCAGCAUCAGCAAGGGUCUUCCAUACUAGCUCCUGGGCCCUCUACACAGGCACCCCACAUGCUUUCCAAAAUGCCUGGACAAAUGAUUAUGGGCCAACAAGGAGGUCCAAUUAUUGGUCAACCACCUGGAGGAAUGCCUCAAGUAGGGGUGCCUCAGGGAGGCAUGCCAGUUAGAAUGCCGCAAAUGCAACCUUUUGGUGGAGCCCAGCCUUCUCUCCCACUCGGAGCUGGCACUGUGCAACCAGUCCCACCUCCUGUUUUUUUCCAACAAGCCCCUGGAGCACAAGGACCAGAUCCAAGAGUCAUACAGGAACGACAGUUACAGCAAAGAAUGCAGAUGGUCCAAAAAAUGCAGCAGCAGCAACAACAACAGUUGAUGAUGGGGCAGCAGCCUAUGCCGCAUCAACCUCAGCAACCUGGUAUAAUGAAUCAGCAGCCUGGAGCCAUGGGCAACCAGCCAACCCAAGUUUUGGUGGGCAAUAUGGGGCAGCAGCAACCAAACUUACAACAAGGAUUAAUUAAUAACCAGCAAAAUCUGCAGGGGUCAAUGCAAACGACUCCAGGUAUGAUGGGAAACCAGGCUAUUGGGCAGACGCAACAUAAUGUCUUGGGCCAGCCAAUGACUCAGACUGUAAAUAUGAUGGCAGGACAUCCACAGGGUAUGGUUGGUAAUCAACAAAUUGUUCAGCAGCUUCAGAGACCGGGUGGACAGCAUGUUGUUAGAGGGCCAACAGCCCAACUCGUGUCUCAACAGCAGAGUGUAAUGGCUCAGCGCACACUCAUGUCACAGCAGCAACAGAAUGCUUCAAAAAACCUUGCUCAACUUCAGCAGCAACAAAUUUCACAACUGAAACAACCAACACAGGUUGGGCCCUCUGAGCCACAAAGAGCUUUAGAAACUCCACCAUCAGGGAGUACCCAAGGGGUUGCUGAGAACUUACAGCAAGGUGUCCAAGAUCUUCCAAAUCCUGACCGUAAAGAUGGAGGACUACUUAGUCCAAAAACACCCCCCCAGCAGGGUGGACCACCUACACCACUUCAGAUGCAACAACAGGGAUCUAGUGGAGAGCAGAAAUGUGGAGUUGGACAGCCACAGCAACCACAUGCAUUUCUGGGUCAACAACAGACAGCACAGCCUCAAUCAAACCAGAAUAUUGGAGUAGCAGAACAACGUGGUUUUGUGGGCAAUCAACAGGCUGGAUCUCAUCUUAAAGUACAACCACAGCAACAACAGAUUCAGCUUGGUCUUCAGACCCAGAACACCAUACAAAUAAAACAGGAAGAUCAGCAAAUGUGCUUUAUGGCACAACAGCAAGCUGGUCGGAUUGCUGCACAACAACCACAGGAUAUGCUUGGCCAAAAUAGCAGUCAGACUCAAACUACAAUGGCCGUCAUUACAAAUCAACAUCAGCAAGCUCUCUUGACUCAACAGAUGGGCAUUCCUAGAGGCCAGCAGAUGAUGAUGACUCCAAGGCCUGGUGCUCCAGCAGGGCAAAUACGUGCCCCUAUAAACAUUCAGGCCUUCAUUGCUCAGAACCCCCAGCUGCGUCACCUGACUCCCAGCCAACAGUUGCAGCAUAUUCAGGCAAUGAUUGCUCAGCGACAGCUACAACAAGGCCAGAUGCUAAGAAUGCAAGGUCAGGCUCAGGGACAAAUGCGUCCCCAGGUCCCACAGGGGCCACCAGUUGGUCCACGGAUGCCAGGUCUUGAAACCCAACAACAGCAGCACCGCUUUGCAUUAGCAGGCAAACUCGGUCCAGCUGGCACUCAACAGCAAUCCGGAGCAAUGGGACAGUUACCUGGUAUGGCUCCACAGUUUCAUCAAGGUGUUUCAGGGGCUAUGCAACAGCCUUCUCAAGGACCUUUGCCUCAGUACAUCAAUAGUACCCAGCAGCAGCAGAUGCUACAACAGCAACAAGUACAUCAGCAUCAGAUGAUGAGGGGUCAAGUACCCAGGCCAGUAAUGGCUCAAGUUCGUGCGACGGCACCUGGACAUAUGGCUAGACCGAUGUCUCCUCGUCAGUUAGUGGGUCCAGGUUCUCCUGGAAGCCCGCUUUCUAAUCAGCAAAGGCUCAUGAGAAUGUCUCAGACUCCACCAGGCUCCCAGCACCUUCAGCAACAACAACCCCAUGUGGCAACGGCACUGAGCCCCUUUCAAGCCUCUCCCUCUCAUGCAGGUUCUCCUGCAGGGUCUUCUGUUCCAGAACCUGGUUCAAGCCCAGCAUCUGCACACAAACCUGAGCCAGGCACCCUGUCUUUCUCUAGUCACUUGUCAUCGCCUUCUAGGCCAGAUAGUGUUGUAGGAAAGAGUAGCCCCUUUAGCCAGAUAGGGGGAUCAAUAGCUUCACCUAUGAGAUCUCCAGCUGCCAAGACUCAGAGCCCCAACACUGAAACUCUUUCAGCUCCUUUUCCACUCAAUGGUCCAUCUCCUCAGUUGGCACAGAAUCCACACCGAGCAACAACUGCUGCUCAAGUAUCUGACGGUCAUAUGUCUCAACCAACUCAACUGCCUAGUGAAAUAACACUGCAAAACAUCAAACAGGAACCACGUGAAGUCCAGUGUGACACAGGAGGCAGUGUAGAGGCCCAUUCUGAUGGCAUAAAGAGAGAAAUUUCUGGAGAGACAGUCAGUGCCACAGCUAUUGCGAACUGUGCUAUUCCGGGCUCUAGAAAUCAAGCAGGAGAUCUCGGAUCCCAAAUUCAAAGGACCGAGACUGGCCAACAGCUUCUGCAGAAACUCCUUCGAACCAAAAACUUACAAAUGGCUUCUCAGAGGCCCUCAGAUGGCAUUCAUAAUGAGAUAAAUGGGCACAUCAAUAGCAAACUGGCAAUGCUGGAGCAGAAGCUUCAAGGAACGCCACGAAACAUGGAGGAUCUGCAAUCACUCACAAAGAGAACUCCGAUAGUCAAGGCCAAACGUACCACAAAAGCUGGAGAACGUGGGCCAAACUCUAGAAAGAAAACAAAGAAAGAAGAGGUUGGAAAAACUGAGGCAAUAAUGAAGCAGCUGAAACAAGGACUUUCUCUUCUUCCUUUGAUGGAGCCCUCCAUUACAGCUAGUCUGGAUUUGUUUGCUCCUUUUGGCAGCAGCCCAGCCAAUGCUAAGGCCCAGUUAAAAGGCUCAUUUGGAAAUGCUAUACUGGACAAUAUUCCAGACUACUAUUCCCAACUUCUUACAAAGAACAACCUCAGCAAUCCUCCAACACCACCAUCAUCACUUCCUCCAACUCCACCACCUUCUGUGCAGCAUAAGCUUCUAAAUGGAGUGACACCUGUAGAAGAACUAGCAGAAGGUCAAAAAGAGCCAGAGGCAUCAGAGGAUACCAUGGGUUCUGUUCCAGAGGAAGUAAAGAGUGUAGACAUCCUAGCAGCUCUUCCUACUCCACCUCACAACCAAAAUGAAGAUAUACGGAUGGAGAGUGAUGAUGACAGUGAUGCUCCAGACAGCAUUGUGCCCGCAUCCUCCCCUGAAAGCCAACUAGGUGAUGAGACAACACGCUUCCCCCAUCUGUUGGAUCCCAAAGAGGAGGAAGAUGAGAGGGCCAUCUCUCCUGUUAUCCCCAUUAUUCCUCGUUCUGCCAUUCCAAGUUUUCCCGAGACAAAACCAUUUGAGUCAGUGGAUGGAAAAGUUGUGGCCUCAUCCAGCCAGUGGGACAAAACCAAAAGUAAUGAAGUGUCUGUAACUUUCAUGCUUACAUCAGCUGCAGCAAAGAAUAUCAACACAGUGAUGCUGGCUGUUGCCCAACUGCUGCACAUACGUAUGCCAAGUUCCUACGAGGCAGCUUUUCCCCAGAGUCCUGGUAGAGCAGGUGUUGGACCUGGGAAAGUACCUGACUCUUCCAACCCAGGUAUGAAGGCAGACACUUCUGCAAGCCAAGAUGCAGAAUGGCUUAAGCAAUUUGAUGUUUCCCUCCCAGGGUGUACCCUGAGGAAACAAGUUGAUAUUCUUGCUCUCAUCAAACAGGAAUGCCAAGAGCAAGAAGAUAGACCUGCUCAGCACUGUUACAUGACGAACGUUUCAGAUCUGGAUGUGCGCCACCUGCCUGUCAUUCCUGUCGAGGUUUCUCCACCUCCAUCACCAUCGCCACCUCCACCCCCAUCAUCUGCUAUAGCUGAGCCAGAAAAUAUCACUCAACCUGAGCCCAAACCUGAACCAGAUGCACCAGUUCAGACUACAUCAUCCCCUUCCGCAAGCCCAAGUGCUCCUGCUAAUACCGAAUCUAUAGUUAAACUGGAGUCUCACACCUCUCCCGUAACAGUGGAGUCUGAAUCUCAGGAGCCUGUGGUCCUUCCCCAAGCUGCUCCAUCAGAAGAACAACAGCCUUCUGCUCCAGCCACUUCUCCUCUUCUAGACUCCCCCACAAUGGAGAUAUCCCUCAAACCCAUCAAACACCGUAGCAGGCCUCUUUCUGAUGAAGAAGAAGAACGACCCAAGGUUAAAAAAUGGAAGGGUCUUCGCUGGAAGCGUCUCCAGAUAGUCAUCACUAUUCGCAAGGGAGGUUCUAAGAAAGAGAACAGCCGUGAAGUUUCCGAGCUCAUGGAGCGCCUCCGCAUUACACUGAAACCAGACAAGCUUCCCCGAGACAAGCGCAAGUGCUGUUUCUGCCAUGAGGAGGGAGAUGGUGCCACAGAUGGUCCAGCACGCUUGCUUAACAUCGAUGUUGAUCUGUGGGUGCAUCUUAACUGUGCUCUGUGGUCCACUGAGGUGUACGAGACCCAGGGUGGUGCACUUAUUAACGUGGAGGUUGCCCUUCGGCGUGGACUACGCACCCGCUGUGCCUACUGUCAGAAGACGGGUGCUACUAACAGCUGCAAUCGUUUGCUUCCCCAAAAUUUAUAACAUUUCCCCUGCAAAACCCGACACUCCACAUUUUUCAAAAAAAACAAUACUAUGCUCACCAACCACAACAACAAAAAACCCCACAGUGAAGAGGAGCUUAGCAGUUUUGCUGUUUUUCGACGCGUCUACAUCGAGCGAGAUGAGGUGAAGCAGAUUGCGAGCAUCCUACAACGUGGUGACCGCAUUCACAUGUUCCGUGUUGGCGGGCUCAUCUUCCACGCCGUGGGCCAGCUCUUGCCCUCUCAGAUGGUUGUGUUUCACUCACCCACUGCUAUCUUUCCAGUGGGCUACGAGGCCACACGCAUUUACUGGAGCACUCGUGUGCCAAACCGCAGAUGUCGGUACCGAUGUCGUAUCAGUGAGCAGGACGGGAGGCCCCUGUUUGAAGUGCGUGUGCUGGAGCACGGGUAUGAAGAUCUGCACUUCCGAGACACCACUCCAGAUGGAAUUUGGUCCAAGAUUGUGCAGCAGGUUGCCAAGCUGCGUGAUGAAGCAGCCAUGUUGAAACUUUUCACCGAGCAUGUCAAAGGAGAAGAGAUGUAUGGACUCACUGUCCAUGCAGUGAUGCGAAUCACUGAAUCGCUUCCUGGUGUGGAAAACUGUCAGAAUUAUACGUUCCGAUAUGGCCGCCAUCCUCUCAUGGAGCUUCCACUCAUGAUCAAUCCUACAGGCUGUGCACGAUCAGAACCCAAAGUUCUCACCCACUGCAAAAGGCCUCAUACUCUGAACAGCACGAGUAUGUCCAAAGCCUAUCAGAGCACAUUUACAGGAGAGAUCAACACCCCGUACAGCAAGCAGUUUGUUCAUUCCAAAUCUUCUCAAUAUCGUCGGUUGAAGACCGAGUGGAAGAACAAUGUGUACCUGGCCCGUUCUCGCAUUCAAGGACUGGGUCUGUAUGCUGCUAAAGACCUUGAAAAACACACCAUGGUCAUUGAGUACAUUGGCACCAUCAUUCGCAAUGAGGUUGCAAACCGCAGAGAGAAGAUUUACGAGGAGCAGAACCGUGGGAUCUACAUGUUCCGCAUUAAUAACGAGCAUGUGAUUGAUGCCACCUUAACUGGCGGUCCUGCCCGUUACGUCAAUCAUUCUUGUGCACCCAACUGUGUCGCGGAAGUUGUGACGUUUGACAAAGAGGACAAGAUCAUCAUAAUUUCUAGUCGCCGGAUCCCGAAGGGUGAAGAGCUGACGUAUGACUAUCAGUUUGACUUCGAGGACGAUCAGCACAAGAUCCCCUGCCAUUGUGGAGCCUGGAAUUGCAGAAAGUGGAUGAACUAACAGGGACAGAGAAAGAGUCCGACCCGUCUUUGCUCCCUGGUGCCAGAACACUCCUGCGCCAAAGCCUGUUAUAUUCUUACUAUCCAGUUAAUAAGCUGCUCUAAAUUGAGGAAGAAAAGUUCACUCUCAGUCACCUGAAAGACGAGACUUUGUUAUUCACAACAAGAGCCAAAGCUUUGAAGAUUAAACUUUUGAUGCCACAACCUUUUACAGAUGAGCUCAAAGGUAUUGGACCUGCUUGAAUCUUUCGUGUUGAUUAAAAAAUACACCUCUGCCAAAAGCACCUCUGUUUCCUCCUACAAUAAGCUGACUCUGGCUGCAAUCGAUCCCUUUGACAUCUACCAAAAUAACUGAAGCUAUAGCAUAUCAUUACACUUAGACUAGAACUCAGUGAAGAUGUUUGAUUAAAGCCAUGUAAGUACUGAAAACUGAACUAGUACACUUUAUCUUGGACCUAUCCUUUCCUCUACCACCCUUUCCGUCACCCCAAACGAACGCUCUCCCAUCAAAUCAUCAAUGAAGGUCAUGGACAUUGGCAAGACAAUCCUGGAGUGGCUCUGCGUAGAACUGUGAUGAGAUAACGUCGAAAUACUAUUGACCUGUGGCUCGAAAGGCACCAGAUGUUUUAUUAUAUUGAGUUAAAAGGUGGGUUUAUUUCACCCAGUCUACCUCAUUGAGUUUGUGGGACGUCACUGCUUUGUAUUAAACUGUUAAGUGCUACUGUGGAAAGGGGAAGGCAGGAAUGUCCAUGGCAAUUGCCUUCUCGGAUAAGCAGGGAAACUUAAGCAGCAGGUUUGCUUCUAUCUAUAUUUUGCUUUCUGAUGACUACAAUAGUGAGCCAGUGCAACUCUUUUUGAUUUGAUUAUACAAAUGAGAUACAGUAUAUGACGAUGCAUUACUUUAGAGCAAUCAAAACUCAAACGGGUGUCUUUGGAGGCCACCUUUUUCCGACUGUAGAUAUCAUGUAGCUGCGUCGACACAUGCAGAUCAUGCUUUUAGUGUAGAAAAACGUUCAUCUGGAUUCUCUCGUGUUCUUGACGAUGGAGCAAAUUAUGAGAAAGGGCCACAGUGCGGAUCCACGUUGGUGCAAUUUGAAAAAUUAUAGGGCAAAAAAAAAUAAAUAGUGAUGCAAGACUGCCACUGCGUUUGACAUGUUUUCCCAUCUUGAAUACUUCCAUCCUGCGUUCAUUAGGUCGCCGUUGGGAUCUCAUCACUCCAACCAGGACUCUUAGGUGUAAAGCCUCUUCCCUUCUGUGAUAGUGGACUGUUGUAAACUUACUGUAGUGAGUCUUUCUCUGCCUGCUGACGGCCGGUUGUAUCUAAAUCUAUGUAUUGUGGUUUGAUAGUGGUAGCACAGUCUACAGGCUUGACGCAGUGACAGAGGAAGACUUAAAAAGGGCAUUUCUAUUUUCUUUUAUAUUAAAGUAAUUUAAAACAGUUAAAAAAAAAACAGUUGAAUUUCAAAGAAGGGAGUUGAACAAAGUCUCCACAUAGCCCAUGCUACUUUGUUCUUUUCUCCCUUGACUUAUGACCUCACAUUAAGAAUAAAUGCAAAAUGUAUAAACUGUACAUAAUAGGGGUCUAAACUCUUUAUCCAGCCCCUUUUUAAUCAAAUUCAAAAUUGUAGAGAAAUAAAAUUCAUGAAAAAAGCAACCACUGGAUAUCAUUUUAUCAGAAAACUAAAUGUGUAUAUAUCUAUAAAUAUAUGUAAAAUGGCAAACUAAGUAAUAUCUUUAUGUAUAUGAACCAGAGUGUUUUUGCAUUUAACUUUUUUUUUCUUUUCUAUCUGCGUUUUUUCCUAUUAGACCAUAUACAUUUUAACUAAAAAGGUGUGAUGUUUCUCUUGUCUUCACUAAUGAAUUUUGGAAGACUGGUUGCGGUGAAUGGCAAACAUUUAAGAUGGGAUUCAUGCAAAAAAAUAAUUUUGUUUAAUAGAAAUGGAUUUUUUUUUUUUUUGAAAGAAACAGCAGUAAAAUGGUGCAUAGCAUUUGUGUAUUUAUGUAAUAUUGUUCACGUAUAUUUCUUUUAUUUAUGCUACUGCUUGUGAAUUACCGAACCCUGUCCUUGAAUCAGUGACAGUUUAAUUAGCAUAAAGAGUAAAUGUAAAAAAUCUUGAAUCUCCCAAGAUGAUACUGGUUUUGAUUUGUGUCCUGUUGUUUUCUUCCCCUCCCCUCCUUGUAGAAGUGAAUGUUUUAUAUGACUUAUGAAAAGGCCGCAUAGCCGGAAAGUGGUAUGACUUCAUUAAUCGAAAAUAUCUUCAUUAAUUACAUGUGAAUUGCACUCAGCAUUAUUUUAUUUAUACAUCCUCCGAACUAGCAUUGAUUCUUUUAAGGGUUGUCUGUUAUUAAACACAGACCUUACUGAAUUUUAGCUUGAGUGACUCUUUGCCCCCCUUUGUUCUUUUAAAAUCUCUUAAUUUAAGCUUUCUACACGUGUUGUAAUGAAAUAAAUCCUGAUUUUGGUUUUCAACUUGAUCUACUUUUUAAAAAAGAUGCUGCAACUGUACAGCAGAGCUACUUUUAGGGAAGAUGAAUAAAAUGGUCAUUUUUAUUGUAUGUGGCAUGUUUUGUAUGGAUAUAAUUUUGAAUUGUACAUAUUUUUUGACGUCAGAGGUUGCAUCUCUUUAUAUACGGCUGUCCCCUUCCCUCCCAGCCCUCCAUUUAUUUCUUUGUCUCUGCUUUCUUUCUUGUAAAGAAAAAUAAAAUGCAUUUUAAAUAUAAA
Cyprinus carpio (common carp) is the source of this 18121-nucleotide messenger RNA. RefSeq names its product histone-lysine N-methyltransferase 2D-like. Gene Ontology annotation, molecular function: protein binding. Gene Ontology annotation, biological process: nervous system development. Gene Ontology annotation, cellular component: nBAF complex; nucleus. Lineage: Eukaryota; Metazoa; Chordata; Actinopteri; Cypriniformes; Cyprinidae. The record is from RefSeq and is a predicted model, not a curated record.